UCACCAAGGCUGCCUCCCGCAAGCGUCAGGGCAGUCUGUUGCAGCCGGUAAGACCUGAGUGUGGAUGUGCACUUGAGAUCUGAAGUCCCCGUCGGUGAAGGUUCCUUGUGUUCUGCUCUUGGGAACUAGUAUGAGUAAUGAGAUUUAGGACAGGUUCUGGAGGACUUGAGAAUUUCUCAACCAGUACUUUUUUGGGCAGGUGGUAUGGUGAUAAGGUUAUGGAAGAUUACCAGCUGUCCCAGAGAAGCAGAUUCCACCGUGUGGUUUAAAUCAGGAAUGAGAUCUUCGGAGAGCUCAGAGCCCACUACGUUUUGGUUAACAUGGAAGACAAAAGACGCCGAGCCCGAGUCCAGGGAGCCUGGGCUGCUCCUUCAAGAAGCCAUGGUGUUGCCCAGCCAGCUACCACUCCCACAAGCCAUCUCCGCCAAACACCUGCUCAGACCUGGAGGAGCAAGGAGCAUCAUCUCUCUGGCUCUCUAAGAGAGUUUGUGUUCGAAGAACCCCAGCUGGUGGCACGACGCGCUCCGGAGCCGCGAGUGAUUGACAGGGAGGGUGUUUAUGAGAUCAGCCUGUCACCCACUGGAGUAUCUACGGUGCGUUUGUAUCCUGGCUUUGUUGACUGGAAAGAAGCUGACUGCAUGCUGGAACAGCUCUGUCGAGAUGUGCCCUGGAAGCAGAGGACUGGCUUCAGAGAUAAUAUAACUUAUCCACAACCAAGACUUACAGCAUGGUACGGAGAACUUCCUUACACUUAUUCAAGAAUCACUAUGGAACCAAACCCUCACUGGCAUCCCGUGCUGAGCACCCUGAAGAAGCGCAUCGAAGUGAACACGGGGUACACCUUUAACUCGCUGCUCUGCAAUCUGUACCGGAAUGAGAAGGACAGCGUGGACUGGCACAGCGAUGAUGAGCCCUCGCUGGGACGGUGCCCUGUCAUCGCCUCCCUCAGCUUUGGUGCCACACGUACUUUUGAGAUGAGGAAGAAGCCCUCCCCAGAAGAGAAUGGAGACUACACCUAUGUGGAGAGAGUGAAGAUACCUCUGGACCACGGAACCUUGUUAAUCAUGGAGGGAGCUACCCAAGCUGACUGGCAGCAUCGAGUGCCCAAGGAGUACCACUCGAGGGAGCCGAGAGUGAACCUGACCUUUCGGACAGUUUAUCCGGAUCCAAGAGGGGCCACCCGCUGAUGGGACAUCUGUCACAGCGACGCCACAAGGAACCAGCGCCCACCUGCUUCGACAGGAAGUGUCCUGAGGCAGUGGGGGCUCAGUUCAGGGACGGUCAUGUGGCCCGUGUUGCGAGGCUUGCUCUCAGCUCCGAGCCAGCAGCUCUGGGCGGCCAUGUGUGUGCCAUGGAAAUGUCUUCUCCUCACUCUGUCUCAGAAUCGCAUGUUAUCUUUAGGCAAAUUAAAACUGGCUGUGUGGCUGCUUUUCUGCUUAAGCAGUUUUUCUCCCACCCUCCCUGCUGUCAUUUGGGGAAAUAUGAAUGGACUUGGGCCUCCACAGAAAGUCUGCACGUGUGGCUUCCGCGUGACGCCAGCGAGAUAGAGGCAUAAAUAUGUGUCAGUGACUGUAGCCUUCUGUAAGGUAGAUGGCUUCUGCUGACACCCAAACAGAGGUGGCCUUGCAGGCUUGGCUCAAGUCUGCCCUGAUUCUUCCGUGUCUUGCCCUGUGUGUCAACGCAGUGGCGAUGGAGACACUCUGCUGAAAUGCGUCUCCUCACCAU
Molecule: messenger RNA, 1725 nt
Organism: Ochotona curzoniae (black-lipped pika)
Lineage: Eukaryota; Metazoa; Chordata; Mammalia; Lagomorpha; Ochotonidae
Gene: ALKBH3
Product: alkB homolog 3, alpha-ketoglutarate dependent dioxygenase
Exons: 10
Coding region: 321-1187 (288 amino acids)
Biological process (GO): DNA alkylation repair; DNA repair
Cellular component (GO): nucleus
Molecular function (GO): dioxygenase activity
Source: RefSeq, a predicted model, not a curated record